Molecule: messenger RNA, 165 nt
Organism: Funneliformis mosseae
Lineage: Eukaryota; Fungi; Glomeromycota; Glomeromycetes; Glomerales; Glomeraceae
Source: the annotation of a GenBank genome assembly
CUACUAGAAGAAUCAUCUAAAGAAUUACCGUUAGCCAUUAAGGCGCUUCACAGACAUUUCGCAGAGACGUUUUCAGUUGGUAUAGGUGUAGUUGAUAUAUUUACUUCAGAUAAGAUUUUUUUGGAAAUUUCAGAAAUCGAAGACUCAUCUUUUGAUAACAUGUGA